This is a messenger RNA of Acanthochromis polyacanthus (spiny chromis), 4432 nucleotides long. Its product is annotated as izumo sperm-egg fusion protein 1. Gene Ontology annotation, biological process: fusion of sperm to egg plasma membrane involved in single fertilization; heterotypic cell-cell adhesion; sperm-egg recognition. NCBI's taxonomy places the organism in Eukaryota, Metazoa, Chordata, Actinopteri, Pomacentridae. Bases 54 to 1004 code for a protein of 316 amino acids. The transcript is spliced from 9 exons. The record is from RefSeq and is a predicted model, not a curated record. Gene Ontology annotation, molecular function: signaling receptor binding; protein binding involved in heterotypic cell-cell adhesion. Gene Ontology annotation, cellular component: acrosomal membrane; plasma membrane.
CAGGAGCCAAAGUGACUCAUCCUGCUGCAGGAAGUUCAAGACCCAGAGGGGAGAUGUUGUUGAUGCUGGUGUCCCUGCUCUGCUGCGUCCCUGCUGCCCAGGCCUGUCUGCAGUGUGACCGAACCGUCAGGCUGCUCCAUGAAAACUUCAUCCUGUCUGCUCCCUCUGUGAGUGACCAGAUAGAGCUGCAGAAGAUUUCUGACCAUGCCUACGUGACUUACACAGACACCAGCCAGCAGCGACAGGGGGUCAUUGAUCCCACCACUCUGUACAGAGCCAGAACUGAAUACCAGAGUGAAUUUGACCGCUUCUUGAAAACGCCACUCACUGGAUCCAUAACAUUUGAAGCCAUUCAGAUGAUGGAGAAAGGCAGAAAGAUCUUAGAGAAACACUUGGACGCUUUCAUCCCUGAUGGAUUGUGCCCCAACAAGUGUGGGCUGCUGAAUAGAAGAGUAAUGGACUGUGUGUCUUGCCGAUUCAAGAUAUACAUCUGUCCGUCUCCGUCUGGCCAGCAGGACUGCGGUGAGUACCCAGUGCAGGCCGAGGAGGGAGGCCAGGCGGUGUUGGACUGUUUUCUCCCAUGGCAUCGUCUUCUGUUAGGAAAGCCCGAGUACCACUACUUCUGGGCCCCAGGAGUGCCAGGAACCGAAACGCUGGAUGAAAGUGACUUCAAGGCUUUGGUGGUGACAGACGACUCAUCUGUGGUCUUGAAUCAGCUGCGUGUGGAUGAACAGGGAACAUAUCGCUGCUCACUGCAAGACAGAAAUGGAACCAUCUUCUAUCAAGUCACUUUCCUGCUCACUGUCACCCCUCUGCCUCACCAAACUCACCGAUCACUCGCCUCCCUGCCCUCCCUGCCCUCCCUGCCUCGUGGAGACGACUCUUCACCUUUUCAGCCUACGGAGGACCUGCUGGCGCCAGUCAUCGCCAUGGUGACGGCCGUGAGCGUGGCAGCGAGCGUAGGCAUCACAGUUGUCCUGGGCAGAGAGCAGCAAAGGAGUUGAGGAGAAGAAGGAGGAAGGAACAAGACACAGAAAACACGGUGUGAUUAAUUUACUGUACGCAGUAAAUACUUCAAUGACAGGAGGGUUUUUCCUCAUUUCAGGCUGUACAUUUCACGUUUCACUCUGCGGUCAAACAAAUUUCCCAGCAGAAAGCGCCGUGUCAUGUCUAGAAGUGAGAGUAGAAGUGAGAAUAAAUUCUGUCUACAUGCAAAUGAGACACAGAGGCGUUAGUGAAGUAAUUUAUUGACGGGGUGAAGCCAGAGAAGAGAUCCCACUCGUAAAACAGAAAGUUUGUGGUGUGAAAAGACCAUAAUGUGCAACACUAAAAAAUUCACUCAGAAACCCGUUGACUUUCCGCUUCACGGACCGACCAGAGCACAUGAGUGAUCAGACCCCAACAGGGGCACGUUCCCUCUGAAUGAAGCGAUGCCGUCGUCACGUGGGCGUUUAUGAGAGGAGCCAGGGAUGAGGUAAAUCUCAUGGAUUACAGUGUUUUUCAGAGAUUACUAGCCCCAGCCAUCCAAUUAAUCCUAGAUAAUCCCCGCGUGGACAGGGAUGGGGAGGGGGGGUAAAAGCAAGCGGCAGAUGUUUUCAUCAGGGGUUCUUUUGAUGUUUAGUUACUCACAUAUUCAUUCACAGAGACGAGCGAAGGCGUAUUUUUGCAUCAUUAGUCGUGAUACCAUCAUUCUGAAGUCACAGGUUUCUUACAACACCAUGACUAGACUUUUUAUCUGCCUCUGUACGUUUUGAUGACAUAAACGGCUUCUGAUUAAAAAAAUAGUCACAUGUAUAUUGACACAAGAUCUGUAAUCAUCUCCACCACCUCUACAAGUCUGUCUUGCAUCAUAUACCUGCUGCCAUUUUUGUGUCAUGACGUGUGUUAUCAGCAUGUUUACCAGCAUAGCAGGUCAAAAUGGAUUUUUAUAGGGCAGUAAAAAAUUAAUUGAGUACAUCGUAUUUGAACCUAUCUUUUAGCAUGAUGUCACCACAUGCCAUUCUGAUUGGUUAACACAGGAGAGAUUAUGAAACAUUUAAAAAAAUGAAAAUGAAAGAAGUGAUUGAUAUGAGUCACCACAACCAUGUGGUCACCUGUGAAAUCAGUAAUCAUUGCUCAGGUUUUUCAGGGAAAUUUCUGACGAAAAUUCUUCAUUAAGGGAUAGGUAGUCUGAGCCAUGACAAACGCAGCAGAGGUCGUAGUGAUGCAUUGUGAGGGGGCGUUUUUGCGGAGGCUGAUGUCUACAUGGAUGGUGACAGGAUAUAUGUGCGGUGCUGUUUCCUGUCUGGCUCGCUGACAUGGGGGCGAAGACCAAAAAGAAAAAAAAACAUUCUUGAAGACACCCUCAUACGGUCGUGUCACAGUCUUCCAACUCAACAGACCUCAUCCCUUCACCGGGGGUUCAUAUGUGUGUGUGUUCAAACCUAAAAUACAGGUUGAGGCUACAGCAAAUGCCCGCUCAGCGGCUCUGCUGACAGCUAUGAUAAAUUGUGUAUCAAAGUUUUGUGUGUGUGUGUGUGUGUGUGUGUGUGUGUGUGUGUGUGUGUGUGUGUGUGUGUGUGUGUGUGUGUGUGUGUGUGUGUGUGUGUGUGUGUGUGUGUGUGUGUGUGUGUGUGUUUGUGUUUGUGUGUUAGUGCUGCUGUGUAUUGAAAUUGCAGCCUCAGCAGGGAGGGGGGAUGACAAAGUGGGAGUGCUACAGCAGCCAGCAGCGGUGAGGGAGGGGAGGAAGGGAAGUGGGAACAUGAAGAAAGUGGAGUCAGAGGUUUGAGUGGGAGACAUUUUGUGGACAGGCAGAGGGAUGUGAAUGUGGGUUAUGAGGAAAUGAGGACAAAGACGUCAGAUUACACCUUGUGAUAUAAACUACCCCACACUGCAUGUUAAAUAUAUCCUUUAUCCAGGGGUGGAAACAGCUACAUCUACACGGACUCCUUAAUUAGAAUCACUAGCGUCUGAUUUGAAUGUUACUCACUGACAGCUGAAACAACCUACACUGAAAACUGCUUGAAUAAAAGCAGCUUGAAAUGGGCCUGAAGGCCCUGAAACUUGGUUUCAGAUUUCAGAAUGAGUAAUUUGUUAUCAGUUCAAUACUCAGCUCGUAACCUGCUUCAUAAUGAAUGUGUUUGUAUGGAUUGAUCAGAUGUGUUUGUAUGGAUUUGUCAUCAUAUUCUGGUCCAAAUAUUAAGUCUUACUUGGUGCAUGUAUGUAGCAUUACCUUGUCCCCACAGAGCUACUUAAAACCCGCAACAACCAAAAAAAAAAAACAGCAAAUAAAAGCACAAAUACAGAAAUCAGUCGUGUGAAAUAACCAGAAUUGUUGUAAACUUGACUGAAAAUUUGAACUUCAUGUCGGAGCCCAAAGAUUAGAGCAGGAAAUGGAGAAAAGUGGUUUUCAGAGCAUCCUGUAUGAAACCACUAACAAGUGAUGUGUGCGUAGCUGCAGUGUGAUAUUUCCCUGUGUCAUGACGUUGACCGAUGUUCAGAAACUAUAAAACAACAUAGGCAUCACUGAGCUUUAUUAUGAUGAACAAGGGCACUGUUUUUUCAGUCAAUCCCCCCACAUAUUUAUCAUACUGCAACAAAUCCACCACUGGAAAUAAUCCUCAACAAAUGUAUCGUUUCAGGAAAUUACUGUCAUAUUACUCUGCCUUUCCGGAUAUUACAUUAUGUAUUUGGGCCUUAUUUUACAGAUCUUCAUAAAUAAGAAAAUCACUGCUAAGAUUGUUGGUUUUGGAUAUUUCACAACAUUUACUGACAAUAUGAAAAAUGUAUAGGACCAGCCUCAAGUGCAAGUUAUUCAGUUUGUGACACUGGUCAAUAUGCAAAAUUAAAUGUAUGCGUUUGGGAAAAAACUGGGUGAUAUAUAACUUGCAGAGGGUCUUCAUAAUAUGAGCAGAAACAGUAGCUGUAACAGUGCUUUUGAAAUAAGCAGUGCACUGUUAUUUGGAAAAAAUAAAUGCUUUAAAAACAUACAAAUUUUUUAAACAAUUUACUUCUAUUUUACAGGUUGUUCUGAUAACUUACAGAAAACAAGUAGUAACAUCACAAAAAAAGGCAUAUGUGUGUAGAAUAUCUUGACUGUAAUGUUACACUACUUUUGCUGUAUAAAUUAACAAAAAUAUAAAUAUUUUACAGGUAUAUUAACUUCAUAUGAAACUGAAAUUAUUUUACCAACUGAAUAAUGUCAUAUCAUUUUAAUUGCUAUUUUACAGUUAUCCUCAUUUUGUCAAAUUACAAAUACCAUCUAGUAGAGUAAUUUUGAAAAACUGUCCAUAAUGUCCUCAUCAAAAGUCAGUUAUUUUACAUAGUCUUACAUAUUGUUCUUCCACAAAAUGUGACCAUAAAAUGACACUGUUUAACUGUAUUUAAAUCAACUAUAAUGUUCACUAUUUUACAGAUAUUCUCGUUGUUCUUUUUUUUUAAAGAUUUCAUAUUU